GUUUUCCAAUUACUUUAAGUACACAAUCAAUACUCCGCACUUUAUAUGACGAAAAGAGCGGAACAGGAUUUAUUGAUUGAAGAUAGCUCUCUUGGUCUCAAAGAAAUCCAGCUUUGCGUCGACGGUCACAUCUCCAAGAAAAGAUUCCUUCCACCCAUGAAUAUCUGCUGAGCUUCUUAAUAUUUUUUCUUGGAAUUAUUUGCGCCAGGCCGGCUUUCAGCAGUACCAUCCAUUCGGCAUUGCCUGCACUUAUACUCCUUUCGAUUUUGAACUGGGUUUAAGACAUACGUAAUAUUGAAGACUAGGGUUAGCGAUCCGGGCAAACGUCCUUAUCUUUCCUACAAUUAACACCUUUGGUCCAGAUCACAAUCCAAAAGCCCAAUAUCGGUCGCAUUUUCCCCUGCGUCGUGAUGUGUCUUCCACCUGAGCUGAGAGUUUUGUGUUUCAAACUCUCCUCUACUGCGCCAUCAGAUCUUGCACGCCUUACUCCAACUCUCCUCCGCCAUGUUUCUUUCUGCCAAGUUCCUCUUUCCAGUCCUGCUGGCAAUGCGACCCAGGCAGAUGCAUCUGCUUCUUCUGUACUUGUGCACAAGCUGAAGACUCAGCUGUCAUCCCUGCUCAACGGAAAGAGUCCCGAGGGAAGGUUUACCGCUAUCGUACUGAUCAAGGCCGUCGUCGAGGUUGGAGGAUGGGAAAUUCUGCAUGGAGUAGAGUCGUGGGUUCGAGGAUUGUUGUCGAUCCUAGGAAAGCCUGAUGCUUCUGCCGUGAAAGAGUUGUGUGUCAUGACUCUCACCAAAAUUUAUUCCAUGUCCCAACAGUAUCAGACUCUCAUCCGCGAGAUCACUACUCCCACGUUGCCAACCUUCGUAACGUCUUGUCUGAACUUACUAUCGACUUCGUCGAAGAAAUCCCCGGGAGGAUUAAUGUCGCUGGAGGAGGUUGUGUUUCAGUCGUUUGCCAUGCUAUUACCACGUCAUACUGCCAUUUUUCGUCCCUUUGCUUCGCAAAUUCGUCUUGCUGUUCGUCCUUUUCUCGCUCCAACCUCGUCAGAUGAUUUCUUCGCGUCGUCCUCGCUGAGGGAAAGUGCCCGGCGACUCGCUGUCAUCCUCCACCAAACCGCUGCCAAAAAUACCAGCGGCGAGGAAUGGGGUAAAGCCGUCCGUGGGCUCGUCAAAGACAUCCAUGUGACUGCUGAUCAUGUGUUUCGCGCUGUAGUCGAAGAUUGGGAGUCUGCCGCUGGAUACGUCGGAGAAGCUGCAGAUGUCAAUCAAGAGCUCCAUGGGGGCUCUGCGAGCGGUGACGACUUACCAUCGUGGAUGGGCAUUCAUGCUGGCGUGGACCGUUUGACUGGCAGACUCGAGUUAUUGGCAGAGUACCUCAAGGUCGAGACGGCUGCGCCUGUUGCUUUACCCUUAGGCGCAAUCAUGGACAUGAUCACCAGGAUGCUGUCCAUUGCGAUUCCGUCGUCUCAAUAUUCUGCUGGGAAGAGUGAGGCUCGUCUCCACCCUGCCAUUGACCGCGACGAACGAGAUGGGCUGUGGGCUGGCAUGCCGCAAGUAUAUGUCGCUGCGUUGCAAGUCGUCGAUACGCUCUCGGUCAGGCUGGAGCAUGGCUUUCUGCCUCUGGCGCAAGAAAGCUUUGACCAAUUGGCGUGGGUGUUCGAAUAUGGCAAGCACAGCCCAGAGUUUCGCUCAGUUGCCUACAUCGUGACUGCCAAGAUUUUGUUCUAUGUCGGACAAAGCUUCAACCAAGCUCAGUGCGACAAGCUCACUGGCGUUUAUCAGGCAUGCUGCCAAGAUCUACAAGAGGCUCAUCCGAACUUCGUUGAUAUUGCUGCAGUGGACGAUGCUGGAUCAAAGCCUCAGGGCAACCCAAACGCUGGUGCCUUCUUGCGUAGUAGGGUCACCGUCCCUACGGAGCACCACAUCGCCAACCCAGCCCUCAACGCCGCCGCACAGGACCUAUUACCAAUGUUCCUUUCUCAUCUACCCCAACAAUAUCUUAAGCUAGCCACACGAUCCUUAGUUGACCGAACUUCGAUCCUAACUCACAAUAAAGACGCCAUGUUAGCCAGCAUAUUGAACCCAAUAUUCGCAAACAAUGGCUCCGCUCUCCCCGGCAUUCUCCCUCAUCUGACGAGAGAAUUCUCUGAUGACGCGACAGUAGAAAUUCUACUACGCCCACGCAUGCCUCUUGUACCUUCCACAGCCACACGCUCUGUUGCCAAUGAGGUUGUUGAUGAGAAUCCUGAGGAUGAGGAUAUGGAUUACAGUGCUGAGUCUACUUCUCUUCAAACCCAGAAUACAUCAACAUCUGCUCCUGUUCGUCAAGACCCUUCCGCUGUCGCUUCGCAACCAGGAUUCGGUUCCUCUACCGACACACCUCAGCACACCCUCUUACAUCACUCAACCUUCGGAAUCGAUACAUCAUCGGAGGCCAUUCCAUCCAUGAAUGGCAAUUUCAUGGGCACUACAGCAUCGUCUGGUAUAUCACAAGCCCAACAAGAGCACCCAGAUGAGUCCAUGGACCAAGAUGAUGACUCCUCUGGCGACGAGAGUGUUCAUCUAACCAUGGAAUUAGAUACAGACUCUGACGAGGGUGGCGCUGACUGAAGACAUACCGGACCCUUGAUCGCCCUUUUUGGCUCGGAAGGAGAGAACAUUUUGACCUAGAUGAGGCUAUUCCUCGCUUUUCUCGCGUCUCGUCGUGCCUUCUGUUUCUGUUAAUGGUACGGCCAAGGGUAGUGCGGCUUAGCGAGCCUCAACACUGCCCUGUCACGAUAGUUCCUUUGACGCGGUCUCAUCGACGGACUGUUGAACCACGAUAGUUGCUCCAAUGAUGACCCUUUCCCAGCCAUCAGCUUCUGCGAAUAUUCUUUAUUUUUUCCCUUUGAACAAC
Messenger RNA from Cadophora gregata, 2898 nucleotides. RefSeq lists its product as uncharacterized. The transcript has 2 exons. Lineage: Eukaryota; Fungi; Ascomycota; Leotiomycetes; Helotiales; Ploettnerulaceae. Gene Ontology annotation, cellular component: nucleus. Bases 411 to 2612 code for a protein of 733 amino acids. Gene Ontology annotation, biological process: rRNA processing. The record is from RefSeq and is a predicted model, not a curated record.